AGUGUCCGCCCCCUUAUUCUCGUCCCUGGUUGGUGAGAAACUAGUUCCGCCUCCGGUCGCCAUGCAUCGCUCCGCACGGAACCUGCAGCGCUUCAGCGCGGAUCUGUCGAAGCUGUGGGCCGCGCAGAGAUCCAGCAUCCUCCGGUACAUCUGCCCAGCGCCGGGGCUCCAGCUCAAGCCGCUCAGAAUGGCCAGCUCAGAGUCGUUCAGGAUCGAGAGCGACACGUUCGGGGAGCUCAGAGUCCCUUCUGAUAAAUAUUAUGGAGCUCAGACGGUCAGAUCAACCAUGAACUUCAAGAUCGGAGGAGCCUCAGAGAGAAUGCCAAUUCAAGUCAUCAAAGCCUUUGGGAUCCUGAAGAAAGCUGCUGCAGACGUGAAUAAAGAUUACGGUUUGGACCCAAAGAUCGCAGACGCCAUCAUAAAAGCUGCUGAAGAGGUGAUUUCAUCUCGUAACAUCAAUACAGGCACUUGUACUGUUUGUAUUUAUUCUGCUUCCUCGUCCGCAGGUCUUCCGUUCGUCACGGCGGCUAAUAAGUUCGAGGCUCUGGCGGCCCAUGAUGCACUGGUGGAACUGAGCGGCGCUCUGAACACCGUCUCCGUCAGCAUGAUGAAGAUCGCCAACGACAUCCGCUUCCUGGGAUCCGGACCUCGCUCGGGUCUCGGAGAGCUGAUCCUGCCUGAGAACGAGCCCGGCUCCAGCAUCAUGCCCGGGAAGGUGAACCCCACGCAGUGUGAGGCCAUGACUAUGGUAGCAGCUCAGGUGAUGGGAAACCACGUGGCUGUUACUGUCGGAGGAAGCAACGGACACUUUGAGCUCAACGUGUUCAAGCCGAUGAUCAUUAAAAACGUGCUGAAUUCUGCCCGGCUGCUGGGUGACGCUUCGGUUUCAUUCACUAAUAACUGUGUGUCUGGAAUCGAGGCCAAUACAGAGAGAAUCAACAAGCUGAUGAACGAGUCUCUGAUGCUGGUCACGGCGCUGAACCCUCACAUAGGUUAUGAUAAAGCUGCCACUAUUGCAAAGACUGCGCACAAAGAAGGCUUGACUCUGAAAGCCACGGCCGUCAAGCUGGGCUUCCUGACAGACGAGCAGUUUGAGCAGUGGGUGCGACCGCAGGACAUGCUGGGACCCAAAUAGAUCAGAACCACGGGACGCCUGGAUAAAGGUCACGGGAAUGAUGCGUUUGUAGAAUAAAACACCCGUUUCAUUCAAA
This is a messenger RNA of Sinocyclocheilus anshuiensis, 1211 nucleotides long. RefSeq names its product fumarate hydratase, mitochondrial-like. Lineage: Eukaryota; Metazoa; Chordata; Actinopteri; Cypriniformes; Cyprinidae. The transcript has 7 exons. Gene Ontology annotation, molecular function: fumarate hydratase activity. Bases 62 to 1135 code for a protein of 357 amino acids. Gene Ontology annotation, cellular component: mitochondrion. The record is from RefSeq and is a predicted model, not a curated record. Gene Ontology annotation, biological process: fumarate metabolic process; malate metabolic process; tricarboxylic acid cycle.